Molecule: messenger RNA, 1858 nt
Organism: Micropterus dolomieu (smallmouth bass)
Lineage: Eukaryota; Metazoa; Chordata; Actinopteri; Centrarchiformes; Centrarchidae
Product: zinc-binding protein A33-like
Exons: 1
Coding region: 95-1522 (475 amino acids)
Molecular function (GO): zinc ion binding; protein binding
Source: RefSeq, a predicted model, not a curated record
UCUCUGCUGGGAAACACACGUUUGGAGUAUUUGAAACGAUCAAGGGAAGAGACGUUCACUCGGUGAGUCUGCUGAAAAAUAACUUCAGUAUCAAAUGGCUGAGAAAACUGCUCUUGUUGAAAGUUACCUGAGCUGCCAUGUGUGUUCAGAGACUUUCAGAGAUCCUGUGUCUCUGAGCUGCAACCACAGCUUCUGUUCAAGCUGCCUGCAGAUAUUCUGGGAACAAGCUGGAAACAAAAACUGUCCCAUUUGUAAAAGGAAAUCCUCAAAGGAUUAUAUAUUUGUGAACUUUCCACUGAAGGAACUGGCUGACUCCUUUGCUGGGAGACAGAAAGCUGGAUCAUGUGAGGCAGAAAAAGGAGAGCAGAAGGUGGAGGAGGUGUGCAGUAAACAUAAAGAAGAGCCUAGAUUGUUCUGUGAGGACGAGCAGAGAGCUGUGUGUCCUGUCUGUGAGUUUUCUCUCCACCAGAGUCACAAGGUGGUUCCUGUAGAACAAGCAGUCCGGGACCUGAAGGAGCAGCUGAAAUCUGACUUAGAGUCUCUGCAGGACAAGAGGGACAAAUACAAACAAGUGGAGAAAACAUACAAUGAAGUGAUUCAACAGUCCAAGAAGCAGCUGUUGUCCACAGAGAGGCAGAUCAGAGCAGAGUUCAACAAGCUCCACCAGUUCCUGAAAGAGGAAGAGGAGUCCAGACUGGCAGCUCUGAGGGAGGAAGAGGAGCAGAAGAGGAAGACUGUGAGCAGAGAGAUGAAGAAGAUUCAGGAGCAGAUCUCCUCUCUGUCAGACAGGAUCUCUGCUGUUGAAGAAGAGCUGCAGAAACCCAGCGUGCCAUUCCUCAGCAGUUAUAAAGCCACUCAGACCAGAGCCAGAGUCCAGCGCUCACUGUCAGAUCCACAGCUGCUCUCAGGAGCGCUGAUAGAUGUGGCCAAACACCUGGGCAACCUGUCCUUCAGAGUCUGGGAGAAGAUGAAGGACAAGGUCCACUUCAGUCCUGUCAUUCUGGACCCAAACACUGCAAACUGCUGGCUCUGUCUGUCUGAUGAUCUGACCAGUGUGAGACGUGGAGACACAAAGCAGCAGCUUCCUGACAAUCCAGAGAGAAACACUAAGUAUGCAGAAGUUCUGGGCUCUGAGGGCUUCAGCUCAGGGAAACACAGCUGGGAGGUGGAGGUGGGAGACCAUCCUGGCUGGACUGUAGGUUUGGCUAAAGAGUCAGUUGACAGGAAGGGAAAGAGAGUUGUCUCACCAAAAUAUGGAAUCUGGUGUUUAAAGCAUCGCAGUGGAAAAUACACUGAUGUUGUUGACAAGACUGUCAGAGUGAAGAAGAGUCUCCAGAGGAUCAGAGUCCAGCUGGACUAUGACAAGAGGAAGGUGUCCUUCUACGGCCCUGAAGACACGACUCCCAUCUACACUCACAGAGACACUUUCACUGAGAAACUCUUCCCAUAUUUCGGUAUUGGUGCAGCUGGUGAUGCUAAAACCACUGAUAUCAAAAUCUGUCACACUGAGAUUUCUCUGUGACGUUCAGGAAUGUAAGUUUAUUGUUCCAACUUUUACUUUCAGACUGUUUGAGGUUAAUUAAACUCUCACAAUAUAACAUGUCAAGUAUCCACUAUACCAACAUGUUGCUUCCUGUUGUGGGAUUCUUUAACCUUUUUAUAAUCAUCAGUAGUUUCUGGGUUCGGUCUGAAGAGUUAUUUCAGUCUUGAUGAUGUAAUUUCAGUUUGUAAACACUUUACUCUCAGAGAAUCAAAAUGUUUUCUGGCUCUGAUUGAAUUUGAACUUUUGUUGUCUAAAUAAACAUCAUGUAAUCUGUUACUUUUGUUUUUGUGUGCGCUCCAGGAAGUGUAACUGCUA